AUGGCAAUUGAAUUCUUCUGCCCAAAUGCUUUUGAAAAGUAUCAGUCUUGUCUGGAAUGGUGGGGACAUGCCAAAGAUAUGGUCCAUGAGAUUUUCAGGUUCAACCCACAAUCUUUCCAAUUUUUCCCAUCCUCUUUGUCAAGUCUUGUCUGGAAUAGUGGGAAUGUGGCAGAGAUAUGUGGGGACAUGGCAGAGAUAUGGUUAAGGGGAAGGCAGGUGGUCGCCCAGAAGGGAAUAGGGGUGGGAGGACUGAGGGUGGACUUGAAGGGCAAGCAACUGAAUGGCCUAGCAGGGGUGGAAGUGUGCUUGCAGACAUCAGAGCUGUCUGGAAGACCCCAGGGGGUCCAAUACCAGGGUGGCAUAGGGGUGAUUACAGGAAUGGAGGCAUGGAGAUGGGCUCAACUAGGGGGUUCCAGGGCACUAGAUAGUGUGCCAGGGCUGUUCUGGAGGUUGUUGGAGUCUGCAAGGGAUACAAGAUCUGUGAAGGACAUGGUGUAA
This is a messenger RNA of Cantharellus anzutake, 498 nucleotides long. RefSeq lists its product as uncharacterized. The record is from RefSeq and is a predicted model, not a curated record. NCBI's taxonomy places the organism in Eukaryota, Fungi, Basidiomycota, Agaricomycetes, Cantharellales, Hydnaceae. The coding region runs from base 1 to 498 and encodes 165 amino acids. The transcript is spliced from 5 exons.